AAAAUUCGCCGUUCAGUCACGUUCGCGUCGUUCGCGUUUGUCGUAUCGUGUUGUACUUGUAGUAACUGUUCAAACAUUUUUUAUGCAAAGUAUUACACAAAAUUUAUAUUCUGAUUCAAGACAUUAGAAAAUUAAUAAUUACUUCUUUAUAUCAUACGAAGUUCCUUCUAUGUCCACGCGGUCUAGUUAAAAACAAGUGUUUAACUUUUUGCAUCGUAAUGCCAAAGAUUGACUGAUGAAACACAUUUCGUUCUGUAUAUAUUGAUCGAUUGGCUACUUAAUUGUUUGUUUAACAAGCUGGCAUGAAAAUAAUUCCCACGUGGAUAUGAGGUUAGACGUCUGCACGGUGCAACAUAAAUUAAGCGACUGACCAUCCUCCUGUAUGAUUUCGAUAGCGAUCAGACGGAAAGUAAAAUAUUCGUGCUAUCGUCUGCGAACACAUGCAAAAGCAUGACGUAAUGUAAUACAUACGCAGCAACAGUUUACAGAAUUGAUUAAAUCCUGAAGGCAUCUUCCAGACUAACAGCAGCAUAUCUUGCGAGCUAUUGAUAACGAUUGAACGGAUGCUAACAACAGUCAACAUCGAACUACAGAUAUUGUUUACAGCAUAAUACUUGAUCUCACGUUCAUAUUCACCAAUUAGUUAUAUACAACGAUAAAAAUGGCUCUCUUCCGGAAAGUUAACGAAAAGAUUCCGCGAAGAGCUGUUCUAGGAGCUAUGAUGUUCCUGGCAUGUAUGUUUUCCUAUAUGAUUCGUACAAAUUUGUCAAUUACAAUUGUCGCUAUGGUGAACACAACUAGCAAGGGUGGUGGUGGUGGUGCAGCCUGCCUUGGUACCGAUACCGUUAACAAAACUGUUGUACUUAAAAAUUACGGUGAACGUUAUGAAUGGAAUCAGCAUAUACAAGGUUUAUUACUUUCUGGCUACUUUUAUGGAGUACUGCCAGCGAGUGUACCCGCUGGUUUGUUAGCCGAGAAAUACGGCGGUUCUAGAGUUGUCGCAUUCGCAACACUAAUACCUGCAUUAUUAAACCUUUUGAUGCCUUGGGCUUCUGGCAUUCAUUAUGGUUUAGUGUUUGUACUUCGUUUUAUGAUGGGCUUCUUCGGAGGUGCCGUUUACCCUGCCUUGCACGCAAUGAUAGCGAGAUGGGUCCCUCCUAGUGAGAAGGGCAUGUUCGUAUGGACAAUGCAGGGUGGACCUUUUGGAACCGUAGUAACGUUCGCUUUGUGCGGUCAGAUAAUAAGUGCUCUCGGAUGGAAAGCCGCGUAUUAUUUCACCAGCGGACUUAUAUUAAUUUUUUAUGCUUUGUGGUUUUUCCUUAUAUACGACACACCCGAUCUCCAUCCAGGAAUUACUGAGAACGAGAAGGCUUACAUCAAAGAGCAGAUAGGCACUACUGUCUCUAAACAGAAGGUGAAUUUACCGGUGAAAGCUGUUGCUACCUCGGUGCCGUUCUUAGUUUUGCUGUGGGCUCAUUUUGCGAACAUGUGGGGUAUUUAUUUCAUAGCUACUAACGGGCCGAAGUAUACAUUAGAAGUUCUUGGCUUUGACAUGAAAUCGGGUGGACCGCUCACAGGGUUGCCUUAUAUUGCGAGACUCGGUGCCGGAGUCUUGUUUGCUGCGGCCGGUGAUUACGUACGAAGGAAGAAGUUCCUUACUUUAGGUUGGAUUAGAAAAAUAUUUAUGAUUUUCUCGCAUUUGGGACCAGCGAUAGCUUUGGUAGGAAUGACGUACGCUGGCUGCGAUGCGGUAGCUGCGAUCGUCAUGCUUAUACUAGCUUUAGCGUCUAAUGGAGCUGCAUGUCAAACUAGUCUAGUGAAUCAUCAAGAUCUCGCACCUAAUUACGCCGGGUCCUUGUACGGAAUUAUGAACACCUUCGGCAGUUUUCCUGGAUUCAUCAUUCCACCCAUUAUCGGUGCUUUGACAAAUGAAAGGAACGGAGUAGAAGAAUGGCGUAUCAUGUUCUGGAUCUCAGCAGCGGUAUUUACAUCUGCGAUUGCACUGUUUUGGGUGUUUGGCUCAGCGGAAAUACAAUCGUGGAACGACACGAGCCACCAAAAAGCGAUUCCCGAUGAAGAAACGGAAAUGAACGCGAUAGAAGUGAAGGAACCGCAAAAGGAAGAAGAGGAGCCCGAUGAGAAAUCAGCUUUAUAAUUUAAAAAGCCAAUAUCGAAUUUCUAUUAAUUUAUUUAAUAUAGUGACAAAGCGUGUUGCAGGUCACGCACAGUGCUUAAAGUGGUAGCGAUUGCAUCACCACAAACUGUAUCAAUGUCAUUUUUUUUUUGCGAUCAUUUUGUGCAGCAAAUUUUCAUUUUUCAGUUCAUAUUAUUAUUUCUUCGAAACAAUACAUCGGUUUCGUUCCAGAUUUUUGUUGGAAUACUCGUAUUACCUAUACAACGUUGAACCAGUACACACACAGAAAAUGCUUACGCGAUAUAACUUUUAGUUAGUUUGACGUGACUCAUGUAUCAAAAGUUUGUAUAAUAAUUUUGUAUAAGAUUCCAGAGGGACAAUAAUACAAAAGAUCUAUUUGGAAUCUAUGCGAUAUUGGUGAUCAGUCAAUUACUCUUCGAGAACCAACGUAAUAUAACGAAAUUUUCCUUAAUUAAGGAUAGUAGAUCGUAUACUGAAGUACAUUUGAAAAUGGCAAUAUGAACAUUUAAAAAUACUCGACCGCGUUCUAUUAUUUUGUGCCAAAUAAAACAACAUUAAAUUUAAUUAUCGGCAUCUGGGUCAUGGUAGCGCAACGCGUUGACGUCAGUACGAAAUGAUAUGCGAUCUUCCACGGUUCGAAUUGAAGAAAUUGAUCCAAAUUCAAGUGUGUGUACCGGCAUUAUACAGAAAAAUAUAGCAAGAGCAAUAAUAUAUUUUUAUAAUAUAUAUUUUAUUUUGUAAACAACUUAUGAAUUGUAUAAAAGCGAUAUUACAAAUGACUUUCAUACGUG
Ceratina calcarata is the source of this 2946-nucleotide messenger RNA. RefSeq names its product sialin. Gene Ontology annotation, cellular component: membrane. Lineage: Eukaryota; Metazoa; Arthropoda; Insecta; Hymenoptera; Apidae. Bases 662 to 2155 code for a protein of 497 amino acids. The record is from RefSeq and is a predicted model, not a curated record. Gene Ontology annotation, biological process: transmembrane transport; monoatomic anion transport. The transcript is spliced from 11 exons. Gene Ontology annotation, molecular function: transmembrane transporter activity.